Messenger RNA from Salvia miltiorrhiza (redroot sage), 3599 nucleotides. RefSeq lists its product as uncharacterized. The transcript has 9 exons. The record is from RefSeq and is a predicted model, not a curated record. The coding region runs from base 563 to 3250 and encodes 895 amino acids. Gene Ontology annotation, molecular function: protein binding. Lineage: Eukaryota; Viridiplantae; Streptophyta; Magnoliopsida; Lamiales; Lamiaceae.
CAAUAUUUUAUGUCCUUUUCUAUUUCACCGUAUAAAUACAAAUUCAAAUGUAAUAGCGCAGGGGAAACAGACACCAAUUUUAGUUUGAGAAAUCAAUGGUGUGGUCCCCAGCCGAGAGGGACGGGACAAACGCGAGUAAGCAGGACACGCGCGGGAGAUGCCGUAAGAACACGCGCCAGGGCUAAUCGACAAAAGAUCUGCGGGGAUAUAGCGCUGGGAAAAGUCAGAGACCAAUUAAUUGAAUCACGGGCAGCCCCACGCACCUCCUAACGCCGUCAUUCUCAGCCACUUACGCCGUCUCAUUUUAUUCAUCGCCAGCCGCUCCGAGCCAGCUUGCUUCGGAUCCGGGCCCGGACCACCAAAGUUUUGAAAGAGGGAUAAAGCUGACGCCAAAGCAAAAACCCCAAAACCACACCCAAAUAAUAAUGUAAAUAAAGGAGGAGAGAGAAAGACAGCCAGGAAAAUAAUUUUAGAAAUACAGAGAGUGUGGUUGUCUUUUUCCCUAGAGAGAGAAAAACUGUAGAGAGAGAAACAGCUAGAGCUUGAAGGAAUCUCGGAAAAGAUGGGGCAGAUCGUGAAGAAGAAGAAGAAAGGCAGACCAGCGAAGGCAGAUCCCGGCGGCGCCAGAGACCUGCCGCAGACGGAGCGCGACCUGCGGCGGAGCCACCGUCGCCGGAGUGUAAAGUACGUAUUCGACCUCGAUGACUACUUCGACGAGGACGAGGUGUUCGUGGACGACGAGGACCAGCGGCGGAGGGAAAAGAAGCUGAAGCUCCUUCUCAAGCUCCAGAGCGGCGGCGAGCCGGAACCAACUGUUCGGCGCGUGCAGCACGCGCCUGCGGCGUCGUGCUCCUCCGACGAGGACGGCGGCAAGCCGUCGAAGAAGCGGAAAAUCGACGAAGAAAUGGACGAGGAUUUGGAUGACGGAAAUGAUGAUGCGAAUGAGGAAGAAAUUUAUAAUGAUGAAGACGAAGAAGAGGUUAGAGAAACAAGGCGAGAACUCAAAGCAGAAGACUCGCCACCAGGGACUCCUGCAGAGGUGUCGUGUGGGCUGCCGCUGCCUGAUAAGAAGACAUUGGAGUUAAUUUUGGACAAGCUGCAGAGGAAAGAUAUCUAUGGUGUUUAUGCAGAACCGGUUGAUCCAGAAGAGCUUCCAGAUUACUUUGACGUGAUAGAUCAUCCAAUGGAUUUUGCUACUGUGAGGAACAAUCUGCGUAAUGGGUUGUAUGCAACUUUCAAGCAAUUUGAGAGUGAUGUUUUCCUCAUUUGCUCAAAUGCAAUGCAAUAUAAUGCACCGGAUACCAUAUAUCACAAACAGGCACGCACCAUCCAAGAGUUGGCAAAAAGGAAAUUUCACAAGAUAAGGCUUAAUUUUGGACGCAAUGAUAAAGAGAACAAACCCGAGCACAAAGCAAGAUCUUGCUCUCUUUCAAAAAAGCAAAUCAAAAGGCCUGUGAUCCGGACAGGGCAAGAACCUGUUGGCUCUGAUUUUUCAUCAGGAGCUACUCUUGCAACAGCGGGCGAUAUUCAGAAUGUUGCCAGUGUUGGGUCUGAGAAAACUGGUGGUACGGAUGGGCUUGUUGACGGAAGUUCUUUCUUGAAUGACAACAAUUUGGACAAAGCGGAAGACUUGCUGCAAGGAAGGGCCCUCCCAUCUCGUUUUGGUAGGAGAUCAUCAUUUGUACAAGAUGAAAAUCGUCGUGCAACAUAUAACAUAUCACUAUCUCAGCCUGUGGCCAGCUCAGAAUCUAUAUUCUCAACUUUUGAUGGUGAAACCAAGCAUCUGAUGCCUGUAGGGCUUUAUUCGGAUCAUUCAUAUGCUAGGAGCCUGUCUCGAUUUGCUGCAACUCUUGGAUCUGUCGCCUGGAAAGUUGCCUCUAAAAGAAUUGAACAAGCACUACCUCAGGGAUUCAAAUUUGGUCAGGGUUGGGUUGGGGAGUAUGAGCCACUUCCAACUCCAGUAUUGAUGCUGGAAAAUUGCAGUGUGAAGGAACCACCAUUUUUCACGAAAAUACAGCCUGCUGUGGAACCGAGGAACUUUGAGAAGGUACCUAUAAUCUCUAAUACUUCCAAGGGAAUCCCAGGUAAUUUAUCUUUCUUCGAACAAAGGCUGCCGUUUCUUGGCCCUGCUGGAAUUAAAUCACUUGCUCCUAUCAUCACGGCUCACCCAAUCAGAGGUAGUAUGUCAGAGACAAAGCCGUCAUUCUUUCUAUCUCCUGGGAUUAGACCUAGUAGUCCUUAUAAUCUCGGCUGCGUUAAUCAGAAUUUACAAUCCAGGGAUCUUCUUGAAUCUGACAAAAAGGCUCAGAAGCAGGUUGAGCCAAACAGUCCACGCACAUUAAGUAAAACUGCCGCUGAUUCUGUUGGCAACAGGCAGUUUCAUAGGAGUUCGGAAGUGGAGGCUUCUCGGCCUGUGGAGUUCUCUUCAAAGAACAUGAACUUUUCGCAAUCUGGCUCUUUAAAACAGCCUGAUCAUAGUAAUAGCCUUGCUUUUGGAGGAUUGCCUAAUGGAAGAGUCGUCGUUAAUAAGGUGGAUGGUACUACAGUGAAUAGUUCGUCUGCUGAUUCGACAAAACCAGCUAGCUAUUAUCCCCAUGAACAGGGUCAGGGUCUCAGUGACCCAGUCCAGUUGAUGAGAAUGUUAGCAGAUCACAGUCAACAAAAAUCCUCUAAUCAGUCAUCAGCCGAUGAUCCUCAAGUUUUAACAUCAGCGCCGUCCUUGGGCAGCAAUGGAUGGAACGGCAAUGAUCCAAAUAAUGCAGCUAUGGCUGCUGCACGCGCGUGGAUGUCUGUAGGGGCAGGAGGGCUAAGGCCAGUUACUGAAAAUGCUAAUCCGACCAAGAACCACAUGUACGGUGAUCCAAUCUACAACCCCUCUCGUAAUAUCCAGUCACAAGUAUCACAGAUCCGCGGAGAAUUUCCUUCUUCUGGAAUGCAUGUUCGGCCAGACAAGAACAGUGCUCCAAUGCAUGCGUUUGUACCACAAGGGCCAAUACCGAUGCUAGUAGGGAACCAAAUACAGUUUCAGAACCAGCGAAUGGUGUUUCCACAGCUGGCUCCUGCUGACUUAUCUCGGUUCCAGCUGCAGUCUUCCUGGCGCAAUGUGAGCCCGCAAAUGCAUUCAAGACAGAAACAGGAAUCGCUUCCUCCUGAUUUGAACAUUGGUUUCCAAUCAUCAGGGUCGCCAGGAAGGCCGUCUUCAGGCGUUCUGGUUGAUUCUCAGCAACCCGAUCUGGCUCUCCAACUCUGAGAGCAACUACAUUAUUAGUCUUGGGGUGUUUUGGUUCGCGACUCAGCAUGUGCCCUUAUAAAUUGCGUUCGGGAUCAUAUGUUGACAUCUGUUGCAAUCCUUGUACGUGGUGAUCCGGUUUAGGUUUAGGGUAGAUAUUAAAAAGAUAGAAAAUGGUGGGAGGCUGCAGAAUGGUUUAUAUGUAAGCAGUGGGGUUCGUUUUGUGUUAGAAAUGUAUUAGAAGGUAUUGUUUUCUAGUGGAAAGUUGAAGGAAGCGGCAUUUUAGCAGAUGUAUUUGAUGAGAAUAAUUUAGUGUUUGCAGCAUGUGACGUUAUGGUUGGUGAAAUGGGAAUCAGGAUUUAUUACCUUA